Molecule: messenger RNA, 750 nt
Organism: Medicago truncatula (barrel medic)
Lineage: Eukaryota; Viridiplantae; Streptophyta; Magnoliopsida; Fabales; Fabaceae
Product: LOB domain-containing protein 12
Exons: 2
Coding region: 65-568 (167 amino acids)
Source: RefSeq, a predicted model, not a curated record
UUGUUUUGUCUUCUAUAAGCUUCCCCUGUUUCUUUUGUUUUAUAACUUUCUUUUGAAGAAAAAAAUGGGUGGAAAUUCACCAUGUGCUUCAUGCAAGCUUCUGAGAAGAAGAUGCACAAAAGAUUGCACCUUUGCUCCUUAUUUUCCUUCUCAUGAACCCCAAAAAUUUGCCAUAGUUCACAAGGUUUUUGGUGCUAGCAAUGUUAGCAAAAUGUUGCAGGAGCUUCCAGUUCACCAAAGAGCAGAUGCAGUAAACAGUUUAGUCUAUGAAGCAAAUGCAAGAGUGAGGGAUCCAGUUUAUGGCUGUGUUGGAGCAAUAUCUUACUUGCAAAAUCAAGUUUCUGAGCUUCAAAUGCAACUUGCAGUUGCUCAAGCAGAGAUACUAUGCAUCCAGAUGCAAAAUGAGCAAGUUAUUCCAACACCACAAAUCAACCAAGAUCAGAAAUCAUACUAUAUCCAAGAUGAACUCACUCAGUACCUUAAUUACGGUUCUUCUUCUAGUAAUAAUGUAAUUCAUGAUUCUCUUAAGAGAGAGAAUAAUAUGUAUGGACAUGAUAUGGUUUCUUGAAUUAAAUUUGGUCACGUGCUUAGGGUUUUUUUAACUAGACUAUGGUCUUCCUUUAUUUUUUUUAAUAUUAGCACAAAUUCUCUUCCUGUUAAGUAUGGCAAGUUUCUUGGCAGUUUUUCAUGUUUGUUAUGUUUUAAGAUAUUAGAAGGUAUUUUUAGGGUCAACUCUAGCAUGUGAUCGAG